AUGUGAUAUAUGUGUAGGGACUGUAAUUUGUAAGGCUUACAUGCAUUAGUUACAAGAGAAAACUUAUAGGGUGGUUUAAUUAGGGCCAUGUUGCCAUAGUUGGUGGGAUACAAUAUUUAUGAUCUCAUAAGUUCAUGUUAUUGGCCUAAUAAAUUCAUUAUGAAUUUGUUUUUUUAAAGACAAAUCCAUGUGAUUUCAUAUGCUUAUGUUUUUUUCAAUUUCAUAGAGGAUACAUCAUUUGUUUAUAGCCUAUAUAUACAAACAUCAUUUCUUGAUUACAACCAUCAUCAACAACUCCUUACUCACCUCUCACUUAUUUCAAAUACUUCUCCAAGAUUCACUUCAUACAAAAAUGGCCAUCCGCCAAAUACUGAAACGAUCUUUAUCCAACGAAAGAAGAUCAAAUAAAGUUCCAAAGGGUCAUUUAGUUGUUUACGUCGGAGAAAAUGAAAAGAAGAGAUUUGUAAUUCCAUUGUCAUAUUUAAACCAUCCUUUGUUUCAAGAAUUGCUAUGCCAAGCCGAAGAAGAAUUCGGAUACCAUCAUCCAAUGGGCGGCCUUACUAUUCCUUGCAGAGAGGAUUUAUUCAUUGAUGUAACAUCUUGCUUGAGCAGAACAUGAUAUAUAUACAGUUAUGCAUAAACUAGGUCUUAGGGCAAUAGAAUGUUUGUUAGCUAGUUCGUGGACGAUUUUGUUCAUUUUUUUUUUUCGUACACAAAGAAGAUACUUUGUCAGCAGGUAGAAGAUGUACUCAUGGACAUAUAGAUUAACGGUAUUACUUAUGAAAGAUCUUUUGUUUACUCCGAGCCAUUUUGACAUGUGCAUUUUAUGUCGGGUAAAUUCCAUUUUCCCUCUUAUACUUUGACUUGGCAUCACUUUACCCCUUUCUACUCUCGAUUGUAUCGAUUUGACCCCUGCACUUGAAAACUUGUCUUAAUAUGGCUCUCGAUGUUAGUUGUCAGACAUUUGACCUUAACACCUUUCGGUUUAAGCUCUGAAGUUGUGAAUUGAAAGUUGGGUUGUGAGUUUAGAAAUGUGUCGUGUGAAUGCGUAUAGAUAGAUGAACAUGUAAAUGCCAUAGUCCUUGCGAAGAAGCCAAAGGGUAUCUGGUUUAUGACAAACUCGUAGAAACAAAAGCACAUGAAGAAUCACAUGAUUUUGUCUCUAAAAUCUUCACAAGAUAUAUUUUGGAGCAACAUGUAAUUAAUGAUUUGUCAUCUGUGGGGUUAAGGACAUUAUUCAUAACACCACCUGCAAGAAAAUACUCAGCUGAAUUAAAUGCGGCAUAAGUUCAAUUGCAGAACAUAACUUAUAGCAUUCAGGAUAACGAAAUAAAUAGCGAUGAUGAGAUGUGCGGGGCCGCGGCCUUCACUUCUUGAAUUUCUUGUGAAUACAAAAUAAAAAUGGGUUUAAUUGAGAUAGCCUCACUAACUUAGAUAAUGUACGAUAAACCCACGUAUUUUUAUGUUUUUGAGUAAAAUUCAUUUAUUGUAAGUUUCAUUUGAUAUAAACCCAAAUA
Erythranthe guttata (spotted monkey flower) is the source of this 1517-nucleotide messenger RNA. Its product is annotated as auxin-induced protein 15A. Gene Ontology annotation, biological process: response to auxin. The record is from RefSeq and is a predicted model, not a curated record. NCBI's taxonomy places the organism in Eukaryota, Viridiplantae, Streptophyta, Magnoliopsida, Lamiales, Phrymaceae.